AGCAGAUCAAGAUGGCGGCGUACGGCGCGGAGCGCUGGCUGAGCGAGUUGCAAAACCACGAAGUUUUCAAAAUAAUCCGCGACAAGUUGGAUUUGGACCCGCGACCUAACGAGAGAAAGGUCGCCAAGAACCUCUCCUUUUGUGUCGGCGGGGACUUCUUCGUGUGGGACGACGCGGACUGCGUGUUCUACACGACCAACCUGCGGCAGCUGAACUCGGACGCGGGUCCCGGCGGGAAGCAGCACCAGACCCUCGGGUGCAGCAACCCUCCUCUCUUCCCCGUGUGCCACGUGCUGCUGAGCCCCACGCAGCAGCACGUGGCGCUGGUGGGGCAGCGCGGGGUGUCGGUGCUGGAGCUGCCGCAGCGCUGGGGCAAGAGGUCCCAGUUCGAGGGGGGCAAGGAGCACAUCACCUGCAGGACCAUCCCGGUGGCCGAGCGCUUCUUCACCAGCUGCGCCGCAGUGCGCCUGCGCCAGGCGGCCUGGUGCCCCAGCGAGACGGACGAGCCGCACCUGGUGCUGCUCACCUCCGACAACACGCUGCGCUUCUACGGGCUGCGCUGGCCGCAGGCCCCGGCCGCCGUGCUGCCGGUGUCCCAGUGGGAGGAGGAGGGCAGCAGCAGCAGCAGGGUCAGCCCCCCGGCGCGCUCCUACGCUGCUUCCCUGGGGGAGAUCGCCGUGGCCUUCGCCUUCGGGCCCAUCUCGUCCCCUCCCCGGCCGGUGCUGGUGCCGGGACGCUCCUUCACAGAGGAGCAGCAGCAGGCGUACCCGCUGUUCAUCCUCUACGAGAACGGGGAGACCUACGUGAGCUACACCCGCCUGGCCAACGGCGUGAGUCUGAGCAAGCCGGCCGGACCCCUGCCCAUGUACCCGGCGGCCGAAGACAACUACGGCUACGACGCCUGCGCCAUCCUCUGCCUGCCCUGCGUGCCCAACAUCCUGGUCAUCGCCACGGAGACGGGCACCCUGUACCACUGCGUGGUGCUGGAGUCCGAGGAGGAGGAGGACACGGGGGCGGUGAAGAAGUGGAUCCGCGGGGGGGAAGCGAUCCCGGCUCUCUACGUCUUCGAGUGCGUGGAGCUGGAGCUCACACUCAAAGUGGCGACGGGGGAGGACGAGGAGCCGCAGGAGUUUGACUUCACCUGUCCCAUCCGGCUGCACAGGGACCCGCUGUGCCAGCACCGGUACCACUGCACCCACGAGGCCGGCGUGCACAGCGUGGGGCUCACGUGGGUCAGCAAGCUGCAGAACUGCCUGCAGUCCAACGAGGAGGUGAAGGACGGCCUGCAGGAGCUGGCUGCAGAGAAGCGCUGCAUCGUGGAGCACAUUAUCUGCACCAGACCCACGCUGACCAGCCAGUCGGCCCCCAUCACGGGGUUUUUGAUCGUGUCUGACCUGUCCCUGGGGGCCACCAUGAUCUGCAUCACCAGCACCUACGAGUGCAUCAUGUUGCCCCUGCUGAGCUCCAUCCGGCCCCCGUCCCCUCCGCUGCUCUGCUCCCACCCGGGCCUGGGUCCGGGCUCCGUCAGCUCCCCGCUACGCAGCCUGGCCGAGGACUCGUUCGAGCAGCACAUCCGCAACAUCCUGGCCCGCGGCUCCACCAAUCCCCUGGUGCUGAAAGCCGGGGACAAGGACACGUCGCCCCCGCCGGCCGAGUGCCUGCAGCUGCUCAGCAGGGCCACGCAGGUCUUCCGCGAGGAGUACUUCCUGAAGCAGGACAUGGCCCGCGAGGAGAUGGAGAGGAGGGUGAAACUCCUGAAGGGCCAGAAGAGCAAGCAGCUGGAGGAGAUGACUCUGUGCAGGGAGGAGAGAAGAAGUCUGACGGAGACGGCGGAAAGGCUGGCGGAUAAGUACGAGGAUGCAAAGUACCGGCAGGAGGUCAACAUGAACCGGGUCAAGAAGGUGCUGUGCAGCCUGAAAAGCCAGCUCCCCAUCCUGUCCCACAGCGAGAAGGACAUGAAGAAGGAGCUGCAGGCGAUCAGCGAUCAGCUGAAACACCUCGACAACUGCAUCAAGCAGGUGAACAUGAAGAUGGACUACCAGAAGACGCAGGUGGACAAGGACUCGUCCGCAGGCAAGAGCACGGUGUCGCUCAACGCCCCGCAGAAGAAGGUGGUCCGGGACGUCCUCAGAGAGCAGGGACAGCAGAUCGGUGACAUGAUGAAGCAGAUCAAAGAAGUCAAAAACCACUUUAGCUUCUGAGGAACUUCAGAAACUCCUAAACUUAUUUGUUGGGGAAAAAAAUACAAAUUCUGCCUUUCUUGUAACACGUUGUGUUAAUUCCUUUACCUUCAUGUGAACGGAGGUUUGUGGAAUGGAUAUUUGAAUCAAAAGAUAUUUUUUACUUCCACCAUUUAACUUUACUUUUGAUACAACAUAUGAUUUGCUUGUUGAAAUACAUGUUUUUCUUUCUUUUUUUGGUUUGAGUAACUACGGGCAAAAUAAACCCUGUAUAGAUGUUUAAAAAACAAUUUGAGCUGCAGGAAUUUUUUUGUGAGUCUUUGACUUUUGUGAUUAAAAAAAAUAAACUUGA
Cololabis saira (Pacific saury) is the source of this 2532-nucleotide messenger RNA. It is a transcript of the gene nup88, whose product is annotated as nucleoporin 88. Bases 12 to 2201 code for a protein of 729 amino acids. NCBI's taxonomy places the organism in Eukaryota, Metazoa, Chordata, Actinopteri, Beloniformes, Belonidae. Gene Ontology annotation, biological process: mRNA export from nucleus; protein import into nucleus; ribosomal small subunit export from nucleus. Gene Ontology annotation, molecular function: structural constituent of nuclear pore. The record is from RefSeq and is a predicted model, not a curated record. The transcript is spliced from 2 exons. Gene Ontology annotation, cellular component: nuclear pore.